Messenger RNA from Danio aesculapii, 1140 nucleotides. RefSeq names its product arylamine N-acetyltransferase, pineal gland isozyme NAT-3-like. The transcript has 2 exons. Bases 94 to 960 code for a protein of 288 amino acids. Gene Ontology annotation, molecular function: acetyltransferase activity. The record is from RefSeq and is a predicted model, not a curated record. Lineage: Eukaryota; Metazoa; Chordata; Actinopteri; Cypriniformes; Danionidae.
AAGGGUUCAUGUUAGCCAAUACCAGUCCCUUGCUGACAUUCAUUCAGAGUACUAACCCUUCAGCUCUCGCUGGACACAUUUUAACGGUUUACAAUGGAUCUGAGAGAGUACUUGAACAGGAUUGGGUUUACUGGCCAGUUCAGCAAACCUGACUUGGACAGUUUGUUCACCAUCCACAAGCUGCAUGUUAUGAGCGCCCCAUUUGAGAACUUCAGUGUUCACAAUGGGGAGAAGAACUCAAUGGACCUGCGUGUCAUCUAUGACAAAAUAGUCAAGAGCAAUCGAGGAGGCUGGUGUUGUGAAAACAACCUCUUGUUCUCAUGGGCCCUGAAGGAGAUGGGAUACAAAUCUACCAUAUUGGGUGGCAGGGUGUUCAACUCUCUGGAACAGGACUUUCUUCCUAGUGACUCUCAUCUUAUCAAUCUGGUGGAGAUCGAAGGAAAGCAGUACAUCGCUGACGUGAGUUUUGGUAUGUCAUAUCAGAUCUGGUAUCCCUUAGAGUUGAUCUCAGGUAAAGACCAGCCACAGCCUUCAGGAGUGUUUCGCCUCACAAACAACGGUGAAAAGUGGCUUCUGCAGAAGACCGGAAGGAAGCAAUUGAUCGUAGAUAACGGCUUUGUGGAUUCUAGCCUUGUUGACAAACGGCUCACCAAAACAUUAUACUCCCUCACAUUAACACCACGUGAUGCAGAUCAUUUCCUGGAGAUGUCGGUUAUGCUGCAGACUAACCCAGACUCUCUGUUCGUGCUCAAGACCAUUUGCUCCCUUCAGACGGCCACUGGCUACAGAGCUCUGCUCGGCUCGACAUACAGUGAAGUCACUUUCAAAGAGGACUCAGAUUCAGUGGAAAUGAAGAAAAUCCCAGAUGAUGAGAUUGAGGCUGUGCUGAAAGAAAAGUUUAACAUGGUGUUGGUUAAUAAGUUCACACCUAAAAACCAGAAAGCUGAUUACCGCAUGUAGUACUAUGCUACUCUGGACUCAUCUACUCAUAAUUUAGAAGGCUACCCUGUGUGUGUUUAAUUGUACCUGAAAGCUCUCUGUCAUUUAUGUUGUUUGAUCUUUGCUUCAUUAUAGGUGAGAGCUGCAUUAUUAUGACACAAUCAUUGCUCUUAAUAUUUUAACAUUGAUCACUAAUUAAUA